Messenger RNA from Xiphias gladius (swordfish), 1681 nucleotides. Its product is annotated as complement factor H-like. The transcript is spliced from 13 exons. The record is from RefSeq and is a predicted model, not a curated record. Lineage: Eukaryota; Metazoa; Chordata; Actinopteri; Istiophoriformes; Xiphiidae. Bases 1 to 1425 code for a protein of 474 amino acids.
AUGGACAGAAAACCAGAUGAAAACGCCUGCAUUCCACCAACUCUCGCUAAUGCAAAAUACACUGAAAACUCUAAUGGUUGGUAUGUGAACGGAGACAUAAUAAGGACAACAUGUGACAAAGGAUAUGAACACAAAGACCGGGUAGCAACAGCCAGAUGCAUAAAUGGAAUAUGGUCCUCUUUGCCCAUCUGUGAGAAAAGUUCUGACACAUGCAGUGAGCCCCCUAAAAUCCCCCAUGCUGUAAUCAUUCAUCAGGAUUACCAGGAGGUGUUUGCUGCAGAUUCAGAAUUGCAUUAUGAAUGUGAAGAUGGAUAUACUGUAGAGGGAGAACAAGCCAAAAAAUCAAUUUUUUGCAUCGCUGGAAACUGGACUGAAGGCCCAAAGUGCAGUAUAGGGACAGGACCAGAUACUGGGCAUGGUGGUUCUACAGAGGUGGGAACAGGUGGGAAACACACCACAUCUGCAGGCCAGGGGACACAACAAGGGGCUGGAGGCAGACCAGAUAGUGAGCAUGGUGGUUCUACAGAGGUGGGAACAGGUGGGAAAUACACCACAUCUGCAGGCCGUGGGACACAACGAGGGGCUGGAGAUACUUUUUUGAUCUGCAGACCAGAUGGUGAGCAUGGUGGUUCUACAGAGGUGGGAACAGGUGGGAAACACACCACAUCUGCAGACCAUGGGACACAAGUUGGGGCUGGAGGCAGACCAGAUGGUGAGCAUGGUGGUUCUACAGAGGUGGGAGCAGGUGGGCGACACACCACAUCUGCAGACCAUGGGACACAAGUUGGGGGUGGAGGAUCUUCUACCACCUCUGGCAGUAGGCGUGAACACGUAACAAUUGAAUACUGUGGGAAACAUCCACAUGUUCCAAAUGGUGAUGUUGUGCAAGUGACUACAAUGCAUUUGAAAUACAAAUGUAAUGCUUUUUACCAACAAGUCGGUUCAAACAUCGUGGUGUGUUUCGAUGAUGGCACUUGGUCACAUGUACCCAUCUGUAAAGAUGCAUUCUGUAUCAUGGCACCUGGUAAAUACCAUCAUGGUUUAGAACUAUCUGUAAGUGAAUUUAUAAAGGAAGGAGAGAAGAAACAUCUUCCAUGCACUUGGUUCUAUUAUAGCGUGGUUGUUUGGUGCACCAAUGGAAGAAUAAUUUCUACCCAGUGCUGUCGAAACGAUGACCAUAACAGGAUGAAAAAGCUUCAACAAAGUUUUCAACAAUCCCCAAUGCAAAUGGCACAGACAACUCAAAUGGCUGAAAGUUCUGACACAUGCAGUGAGCCCCCUAAAAUCCCCCAUGCUGUAAUCAUUCAUCAGGGAUACCAUGAGAUGUUUGAUGCAGAUUCCGAAGUGCAUUAUGAAUGUGAAGAUGGCUAUACUGUAGAGGGAGCACACACCAACAAAUCAGGUUUUCGCAUAGCUGGAACCUAGACUGAAGGUCCAAUAUGCAGUAAGUGGACAAUGUGAUGAGAUAUGCAGUGAUGAAGUGAUAAAAUACAUUUUUUCCAAGACAUCAUGCCUUAUGUCUUAAUUGCUUUUAUCCAUGAUCCAUGCCAGUAUUGGAGACUGGCCUGGGUUAAUUUUCCAGAUCUGGAACAGAACUUAUGGAGACUCUGGGCUCUGGGCUGUAUCCAAGUCAUAUGAUUUUUGCUAUUAGGGUGUUUAUAUGGCAUUAGCCAAAGCAUUU